CCUAAUAAUUUUUAGGUUAUAUCACGAUUUGAAAUACAUUUUACAAUUAAAAAAUGUAUUAUUAAUAUAAAAUUUUAUUUUUAAAUAAUUCUUUAUUUCCAUUCAGCAGAAUCUAUAAUUCUCCUAUUGUUUAAUAUUUAUGCAAUAAAAAUGAAUUUUAUUCGACAAAAAUUAUUUUCUAAUGUUUCAAAUAUAAUGGGGACAUUUUCAGAACAAGUCAGAACAAUGGCAUCGUUAUAUCAAAUGCAUCGGACAGGACCCCAUAAAAAAUUUCGCCCACCAAGACAACCAUUAGAUGGUAAACCAUUUGCAAAAGGUGUUGUUUUAAAAACAUUAAUAAAAAAGCCAAAGAAACCAAAUAGUGCAAAUCGUAAAUGUGUAUUAGUGCGUUUAUCAACUGGAAAAGAAAUGGUUGCGUAUGUCCCAGGCAUUGGACAUAAUUUACAAGAACAUAAUAUUGUGUUAUGCCGAGUGGGACGUUUGCAAGAUUGUCCUGGUGUUAAAAUUAAAUGUGUUCGUGGAAAAUAUGAUUUACCUCAUGUUAUUAAACCAACUAAAUAAAUGUUUUAUUUAAUUUUGGAAAAUAUCACCAAAAAUAUUGAAGUCUACUUUGUUUUCUGUGGAUAGAGAAGUAUAAAUGCAUCUUGUUUUUUAAGAUUU
This is a messenger RNA of Chrysoperla carnea, 660 nucleotides long. Its product is annotated as 40S ribosomal protein S12, mitochondrial. The transcript has 2 exons. NCBI's taxonomy places the organism in Eukaryota, Metazoa, Arthropoda, Insecta, Neuroptera, Chrysopidae. The record is from RefSeq and is a predicted model, not a curated record. Gene Ontology annotation, cellular component: ribosome; small ribosomal subunit. Bases 151 to 561 code for a protein of 136 amino acids. Gene Ontology annotation, biological process: translation. Gene Ontology annotation, molecular function: structural constituent of ribosome.